AUGUCUAGCUUGUUUGCAAUCGUGAAAGAGACGGACCAAGAUUGUAACUGUGAAAACUGGGCUGAUUACAUCAGCCAAGAAAAUUUUGUCGAAGAACCAAUAAUUCUUACUCCAACAUCCAGUGGGUUUGUUAUUGGAGAAGAAGUCAAUGAAAGAGAACAUUUCAACUUCUCCAACUCAAAUGUCAAUGACAUCAGCCAUCAGCCAAUAUCCAUUCAGUUGAAAGAUAUUGGUGUGCAAACUGACAAACACUUUAAAACGUGUGUACGAGUUCGAAGCAAGGCAGUUCAAACUAAUAAAUUGGACUUCGCCAAGCAUGGCUUACUAGCCAAUGUAGCAUGCUCACCUUUUGGUUCACCUUGGAAGGAUAUGGAGGCAGAACCACUGACGAAGUGGUAACUGCCCAGAGUAAAUUUCUUGAAAAGCUACAGCCGGGAGUUCAUGUUAUGGCAGACCGAGGUUUCAAAAGAAUAGAACCUUUCAUAUCCAGCAAAAAGUGUGUUUUAGUUCGUCCAUCAUCGGUGUCAUCAGGUGUACAUUCAAGCAAGAGAGAUGUUAUUGAUAGUAGAAGGAUUUCAG
This is a messenger RNA of Daphnia magna, 579 nucleotides long. RefSeq lists its product as uncharacterized. NCBI's taxonomy places the organism in Eukaryota, Metazoa, Arthropoda, Branchiopoda, Diplostraca, Daphniidae. Bases 1 to 399 code for a protein of 132 amino acids. The record is from RefSeq and is a predicted model, not a curated record. The transcript is spliced from 4 exons.